CCGACGUGCCUCGAAUGUAAUAGGGCAGCUCACGUGAUUAAAUACCCGGUCACGUGACCGUAAAUUGAGCCAAAAUGGCGGCGAAUGGAGGAGAAGCUGGCGCUCCAAGUGACACUAGCGAAGACCUUUUUCAGGCUUUUUAUUCAGAGGUGAAACAAAUUGAGAAGAGAGACUCUGUUUUCACCCCAAAACAGCAGAUAGAGAGGUUGCUAAGACCCGGGGCGUCUUAUUUUAACCUGAAUCCAUUCGAGGUGUUGCAGAUCGACCCAGACGCAACAGAUGAAGAGAUAAAGAAGCGGUUUCGGCAGCUGUCAUUCCUGGUUCAUCCUGACAAGAACCAGGAUGAUGCAGACAGGGCUCAGAAAGCUUUUGAAGCUGUGGAUAAGGCAUACCGUUUACUCCUGGAUCCUGAGCAGAAGAAGCGUGCUGUCGACGUGAUCCAUGCAGGAAAGGAGUACAUCGAGCACAUGAUGAGUCAGAAGCGAAAGCAACUGAAGAAAGAGGGAAAGUCCACAGUGCUGGAGGAAGACGACCCCGAAGUGUUUAAGCAGGCUGUCUACAAGCAGACGAUGAAGUUGUUUGCAGAGCUGGAGAUCAAGAGGAAGGAAAGAGACGCUAAGGAGAUGCAUGAGAGGAAGAGACAGCGGGAGGAGGAGAUCGAGACGCAGGAGAAGGCGAAGAGAGAGAGGGAGUGGCAGAAGCACUUUGAGGAAUCGCGGGAUGGCCGAGUGGACAGCUGGAGAAACUUCCAGGCCAAAGGCAAGACCAAGAAGGAGAAGAGUACCCGAACCUUCCUAAAGCCACCCAAAGUGAAGAUGGAGCAGAGGGAGUGACUUCCAGGCCUGGGGUUGGUGCGGG
Paramormyrops kingsleyae is the source of this 858-nucleotide messenger RNA. Its product is annotated as dnaJ homolog subfamily C member 8-like. Gene Ontology annotation, cellular component: nucleus. The record is from RefSeq and is a predicted model, not a curated record. NCBI's taxonomy places the organism in Eukaryota, Metazoa, Chordata, Actinopteri, Osteoglossiformes, Mormyridae.